AUGAAGUUGGCUUUAGGAAUCUUGAUUGUAUGCGUCAGUUCGACAUGUGGGUUUCUAUUUACAAGUAAAUCUGGACCAGAAUGGAAUGCAUUGAGAACUACUUGGGGUCCAAAUCCAUUAAGUUCUCAUUAUUAUGUUAAACAACCGUUGACCAUCGAGGACGCCAAAAAGAGCGGUUUCGAACAAGUCUCGACCGGAUGUCAAGGAAAAUUUCUUGGACAACGCUUUAUUCAAGGUAAAGAUGUUAGUCUAGUUUUAAUCUAUGACAGCAACGGCCACAUUGCUGGCGUUCAAAUGGGUAUUCCUGCAUCGAUGAUCAGCGACAAAUACUACAAAUUUUCCGAACAGAAAAUGUACAAUCGCGAUACAAUUGCUGGUAUUGACGUUUAUAUUCUUACCGCUUAUUUCGUUGAUCCUAAAACAAUCUGUCAAUCGGACGAACAUGCAACUCAACGUGCAAAAGGAAGUAUUGGUACAGGACUUUGGUUACAAAACGGUACUGAUCCAAUUCGUGAUUCGUUUUCCUCACCAAUCAGUCAAAGCGAAACCAACCAAACAAAAUGGGCGCAAGGUGCAUGUUUUCCAUCCAUGGGUGUCCACUAUUGGUACGACAAUCGAUUGGACGUUGAUUGUGCAUCAUUCUUCCCUUCAUUUCUCAUGUACAACAAAGGCAAAUUAACCGGAUUCGGUUGGGCUACAGCUGGCAAAUUCGAAUAUUCAAAACGAACAGAAUAUCCACCAUUGGCUGCUUUGAGCUCAUUCUUGAAACCUGUUCCAACAUGCAUGCCAAACUUCUUCGAAGAAACCGGUGGCUUCACUACCAUGCACGUUUAUUUCAACGCUCAACCAUGGAAUCUUCUCUGUUAA
Adineta ricciae is the source of this 867-nucleotide messenger RNA. The record is from the annotation of a GenBank genome assembly. NCBI's taxonomy places the organism in Eukaryota, Metazoa, Rotifera, Eurotatoria, Adinetida, Adinetidae.